UCCACUCACACCGUCAUCGUCUCAAUCUGGUGGACCUUGUGGACCUUCGAAACACAAAGUGAUCGCACCAAGCCAAGAGCCCUAAGCGAGAAUCCACAGCACAACCCGCCCUCAUUCAAAGCGUCUUUUUUGGUCUCCUGUUGAAUACCCAUCUUCAUCCUCUACACCAGCCAAGAUGACGAAGCGCACCAAGAAGGUCGGCAUCACCGGUAAAUAUGGUACCAGAUACGGUGCCUCCCUGCGUAAGCAGGUGAAGAAGAUGGAAGUCACCCAGCACGCCCGCUACGUCUGCACUUUCUGCGGAAAGAACACCGUCAAGCGCAAGGCUGUCGGUAUCUGGGAGUGCAAGGGCUGCGACAAGACUGUUGCCGGCGGUGCUUACGUCGUCUCCACCCCCGCUGCCGCUGCCACCCGCUCCACCAUCCGUCGUCUGCGUGAGAUCGCUGAGGUCUAAAUGGGAGGAUUGUGGUUUCAUUUCUCUUUUACGGUUACGUUUGAAUACCAAAAAUGAAUGAAAAAAAUUCGG
This is a messenger RNA of Penicillium coprophilum, 526 nucleotides long. RefSeq names its product 60S ribosomal protein eL43. Gene Ontology annotation, biological process: translation. The transcript is spliced from 5 exons. Gene Ontology annotation, cellular component: ribosome. The record is from RefSeq and is a predicted model, not a curated record. NCBI's taxonomy places the organism in Eukaryota, Fungi, Ascomycota, Eurotiomycetes, Eurotiales, Aspergillaceae. Gene Ontology annotation, molecular function: structural constituent of ribosome. Bases 176 to 454 code for a protein of 92 amino acids.